UUCAGCAGCAGAAGAAUCUGGAGGGAUACGUGGGCUUCGCGAGCCUCCCGAACCAAGUGUACCGGAAGUCUGUGAAACGGGGCUUUGAGUUCACUCUCAUGGUUGUGGGAGAGUCCGGGUUGGGAAAGUCCACGCUGAUAAACUCCCUGUUCCUGACGGAUCUGUACUCCGGAGAAUACCCCGGGCCUUCGCACAGAAUCAAGAAAACUGUUCAGGUGGAGCACUCGAAGGUGCUGAUGAAGGAGGGCGGCGUCCAGCUGCUCUUCACGAUAGUGGACACUCCCGGGUUUGGAGACGCCGUGGACAACAGCAACUGCUGGCAGCCGGUCAUUGAUCACAUCGACAGCAAGUUUGAGGAUUAUCUGAACGCAGAGUCCCGUGUGAACAGACGGCAGAUGCCGGACAGCAGAGUUCACUGUUGCCUGUACUUCAUCGCACCGUCAGGGCAUGGACUGAAACCUUUGGACAUCGAGUUUAUGAAACGGUUGCAUGAGAAGGUCAACAUCAUCCCACUGAUUGCCAAAGCAGAUACUCUGACCCCCGAAGAGUGCCAACAGUUCAAGAAACAGAUUAUGCGAGAAAUCCUGGAGCACAAGAUCAAAAUCUACGAGUUUCCAGAGACGGAUGAUGAGGAAGAAAACAAGAUUGUGAAGAAAAUUAAAGAUCGGUUGCCUCUCGCUGUGGUUGGGAGCAACACUAUCAUCGAGGCGAACGGGAAGAAGGUCAGGGGACGGCAGUACCCGUGGGGCGUGGCAGAAGUGGAGAAUGGAGACCACUGUGACUUCACACUCGUAAGGAAUAUGCUCAUCAGAACGCACAUGCAGGACCUCAAGGACGUCACGAAUAACGUUCAUUACGAGAACUACAGAAGCAGAAAGCUGGCGGCCGUAACCUGUAACGGCAUCGACAACAACCGAGCCCGAGGCCAGCUCACCAAGUAAGCCCUU
Molecule: messenger RNA, 947 nt
Organism: Rhinichthys klamathensis goyatoka
Lineage: Eukaryota; Metazoa; Chordata; Actinopteri; Cypriniformes; Leuciscidae
Product: septin-7
Exons: 9
Coding region: 99-941 (280 amino acids)
Biological process (GO): cilium assembly; cytoskeleton-dependent cytokinesis
Cellular component (GO): cell division site; microtubule cytoskeleton; septin ring
Molecular function (GO): GTP binding; molecular adaptor activity; GTPase activity
Source: RefSeq, a predicted model, not a curated record